Acanthaster planci (crown-of-thorns starfish) is the source of this 4018-nucleotide messenger RNA. RefSeq lists its product as uncharacterized. Gene Ontology annotation, cellular component: nucleus. Lineage: Eukaryota; Metazoa; Echinodermata; Asteroidea; Valvatida; Acanthasteridae. Gene Ontology annotation, molecular function: sequence-specific DNA binding; DNA-binding transcription factor activity, RNA polymerase II-specific. Gene Ontology annotation, biological process: cell differentiation; regulation of transcription by RNA polymerase II. The record is from RefSeq and is a predicted model, not a curated record.
CGGUAAACAGCGCAGGGAGAAGCGUGGACACAAAAGUAGAGGCGAGAGAUCAAGUUAACCAUUCUGACACUGAACACUGAGAAAUCAACAGGCUAAAUGAUCACUCACUCUUUGGAGCGAGGAACUGCAGAUUAUUAAUGUUUACCGACUACAUCUAUCACUCCACACCCAGCAAACCUGACUAGGAGCACAUCAGUCAUCUGUUUACACAGUAUAUCAGCCACCUGCAACACAGAUUCCGUGGCCCUUCCUCCGGAAAAUCAACUGCUAGAUUUGUUGAAUUCGUUGUACUUGUAUCAAGACGAGGACAAUAUGAAUCCGAUGUGUAACAACGACAUGCAGCUCUUCCCCGAUCUGAGCGUUGACCACGCCCACAUGACAUCUGACCUUCCCCAGGCCAUGAGAGUGUCCAUGAAUGGGGAGGAGGAAAGCCUGAGGAGUAUGCUGACCCCGCCUGACAGCCCAGUGUUUGCAGAGCUGACCACGCCCAACAACCAACCCAAGGGGACUAUGUUUCAGGAUGGUGCAGUGCCCCACUUGAAAUACGAACCCGACACAUACAACAUUAUGAACACUGUGUGUUCCCCGAUGUAUCCAGAACAACCGUCCUUCAGUGAAGGAAUUAUAUGUGAUGUUCCCUUCGGAGCGUCGAACCAUGUACUUGUUAAACAAGAAUUUAUCGAGCCGGAUUUGUCCAACUGCUUUCCACAUGGCAGUGUGGAGUCUCCAAUGCCCCAGUGGCAACAACCGAGCUAUCUGGAUUACGAAGACUAUCCUCCUGCGCCACAACAUCCGCCAGCCUUUGAUGCGAACUUCGAAACAUUGCCAAACGUUGAGAACCUCUUGAAGUCACUCAUGGACCCACAGAGGCCCACGACUACCAGCUUCCAGUUCAGAGGACACAAUUCAGCUGGAGAAGAAACAGAGUUUGAAAGCGAAAGCGAAGCCAGUUUCACCCUUCCGAACUCCCCAGCCACGUCUGAUGAAGGACAUCUCUCCAUCAACCACCACCCAGCAUCCCAAGACCACCGCAUCCACAAUUACCAGAGGAAGACCAUCGACAAAAGCCUGUCUCUGCUCCGUGGCGUGACCAACAAAAACUGCAAGAGGGGGCGUGGCCGCCCACGCAAGAUGCACCCGAUCUCCAGCACAAGCAGUGACGAGAGCGACGAAGAGGUUACAACGAGGAGGGGACGCGGCCGAAGAGAAGCUAUGCGUGGCAACCACUUGUGGGAAUUCAUCCGUGACCUCCUGAAGGACAGCAUGUACUGUCCCAAGUACAUCCGCUGGGAAGACCGGAAGGAUGGAGUAUUCCGCUUUGUCAACUCCGAAGCUGUGGCCACCAUGUGGGGUCGCAAGAAGAACAAUCCCCAGAUGACCUAUGAAAAGCUCAGCCGUGCCAUGAGGUACUACUACAAACGUGAGAUUCUUGAGAGGGUAGAUGGCCGUCGACUUGUCUACAAGUUUGGAAAGAAUGCAGCUGGGUGGCGGGAGGCCGCAGGACUGGACAGUGAUACAGAGAGCAUGUAGGUUGGCACAACCCACAAUUUAUAUGUCGACAGACAAAAACUGAUAUCGAGAUGUUUCGAUAGAUCAAAAGAUGGAUGUUGCAAGGACGAAUGUCCAGAUUGUACACCCGAAAAUUAUCGUCAAAUAUAACCAAAAGCAACAGACCUACGACCACUGUAUUAUCAAACUCCCACAAUUGCAAAAUCAGACAUGAUUUUGAAGACUGAUUGAAAAUAUCAUUGGACACAAUGCCUGUUUUAGAGCAGAUGAAUGAAUGAAAUACCAGCAACAGCACUAACAUGAUGAAUUACCGAUGGACAUGUCAGAAGAAUGUGUAAAUAAACAUUAAACAAAGUCAAAGGUUAACAGGUAGCCGACACUGCUUUUUUGAUAAAAUCUGGCGGCAGACAAUGAAGAACCGAACCAAGGUGGCUUUACUCCAUGGAUUUUCCACAGCAGAUUCCAAAGGUGAAGAGCUGAAUGCCAAAUAUAAUUCUUGUAUCAAAACCGUCUGUCUGAUUGUCAUUUUCAGCAUUAAAAUCCCUCUAAACAAUGUGGGCAUCUGCAGUUAGAACAAAUUGAAUCCAAAGCCCUAUUAUUUUAAACUGAAUUCAGAAAAGGAAAGCAGUUUACUUGUUGACAUUCCAAAAGGGGUUCUUUUGAAAAAUUUCAGUUUCAGUCGAAUUCGAUUUCAAAAGGUAAAAUCUACUGAUUUCCAUUCAACUGCAAUCUUGGUCAAAAAUCUACAAUAACGUGAAAUAAACAGAUAAUGAAGAAAAAUAAGAGCAUAUUUUCAAUACCCAUGUGACUGUGAUAUUAUUUUUAUGCAAGAAAGUACCGUGUGCAAGCUUAGCAUUACAGAUAAUGUACAUUGAUGCAUUAGGGUUUAUUAAAACAAUGUAUGAAAGUUUAUUACAGCGGUAAAUUAUUGUAUUUUGAAGACUUUUUUUAAGGUUUAAUCUUUGUACUGUUUUUAUACAAUGUACAUAUAUUUUUUCAAGUUUUUGUGAUAGGGCAGAUUUGAAUAUCACCAGUAGAAGCAGAAAAGCUGAAUGCAUAUACAUUUGUACAUUUACGAUUUGUGAAUAGAAAUAUUUUGAGAAGUAUAUUAAGUUAGCUGAAGUGCUUUCCCUGUCUUGGUAAUAGUAAUAAAAUUGUGCGAUCUGAUGAACAUUUUCUUUUUAACAUAAAUCUUUCAAGAAUGAUGCGAAUAUGAAUGCGAAUUUUAGGUUUAACAUGCAAAAACAGACAUCAAAAAGAGAACAUGACUUCUACUAGAAACUAUUUCACAGAAUCAAAAAUGAAAGAAAAACCACACCUGGAAAUUCCCAGGUACAGGUACGAUUUUGUAACACUGAAACCUAGUGCAUCUAUAGUUUUGGAUAGGUGCACGUGCAAGGUCAAGGGUCAUGUAACAGAGCAUACCAAACUAUUUCUACUACACCCAAACUCUGUUUGAAUGGAUGCUGUAAGAGGCAAAACAAGCUAUGGGUGCUUACAAUCGAAUCAGGUUGGUCCUUGCAAACCAAACAGCAAUGGUACUGGUAUCUGCAGGCCUGCGAAGCUUUAAAAAAUCCUAGUUCUUAAUGUGAAAUUUAUAGUUAGAUAGCCAUCUGGGCUGCACUUCUUGAACUCUUUCGUUGAAUUUCGAUGGCGUUGGCUCAAAGUUUUUGUUUACACACCUAAUUCAAACAGCUAUAUUUAACAAACGAAGCAAUACAGAUAUCAUGCACCUGAUCUGUGUUGUCAUCUAUUCCUGCAUUUUACUGUUAUUUACAAUGGAAUCAAAUGCCAAUAAAGUGCAUGCACAUUUGACCAUUUCCCAAUAAGGGGAUUUUUCAUAGCCAUUGGUAAAUCCCUUGUCAUGGCCACGCAGCAAAGUAUUUCUUCCAAUGCUGUUUUCAAAAUGAUCAAGACGCUGAUCGAUAUUAAAUAUAAUUUAGGAUCAAGGAACGUGUAUUAACCGGGGGACGGUAUGCCUAGAUGCUGUUUUACUGGUAUGAUGAAAACGAGUCCAAUAAGCAUAACCUUACGAGCAUAAACUAAUAAGCUUUUAGGAAACAGUGCAUGACUUUCGGGUGCAUUUUUUUGUUUAAUUUCUUCUUUAUAUUAAGUUUCAGCCUGCUGGACAGGAAAUGCCAACAUAUUUUAAUGAAUUUUGUCACAUAUAUUUAUGUUUUUCCACAUAAGAUUUACCGUUGUUGGAACUGUUAAAAAAGGUGCGCCAGUUGGGACAGCAAAUUGAAGCAUUCUAACACUUUUUUUUACCGAAAGAAAAUUGAUACACGUGGGGAUGUUAAAGUGUCAUAUUUUGUACAUAAACCUAGUCUUGAAAUAAGUACUAAAUAUGCUCUGUCCUUUUUUAUCAAAUACAGUACAGAUUUUUGCAAUUUUAUAAGUAUAGUGUAAUUUUGUAAUACGGUGAAGUACUUUUUUCUACAUUUUUAGUACCGUACUAGCUCGGAAGCCCGAAAGAAAUAAAAGAUUGCAUGAACAUCAAGUUCCAUAA